This is a messenger RNA of Suillus subalutaceus, 486 nucleotides long. RefSeq lists its product as uncharacterized. The annotation marks the transcript as partial. The record is from RefSeq and is a predicted model, not a curated record. The transcript has a single exon. NCBI's taxonomy places the organism in Eukaryota, Fungi, Basidiomycota, Agaricomycetes, Boletales, Suillaceae.
AUUGGAGUUGGAGGCUUCAAAACUGCCCACACAGGAUGGCUCACGCUGAUGGCCCCACCGAAGGCAGGCCCCGGUUCUGUUGCACGGGAUAAGAUUGUCUCCAAACGACCCUACCAUAAGGUAUUCGCGACACCAACUGCUGCAACAACAGGACCAUACAAGAUUGCCCGUUAUUCACUCGUUGACGAGCUAUCAAAGCUCUUUAGGGAGGCGAACAUCUUGUACUGGGCCAAGUCCUUGUUAAAGCUAACCUAUGACUUCAUCGAUUGUUGCAUCGCAUCUUCGUCUGAACCACCCCCAUUCCUAAUUCCACAAGUUCACUUUGUAGAAGCUGGACUCGCACUGGCUUAUCAUCAGGGCGGUAGCAAACCUGGAAGCAAGACUGGGUCCACACGCGCCGUCUUCCUUCUUGAAGAGUUCAUUGACAGCGAUGGGGAAGACUUCGUCAAAUUCAUUCAUAAUAUGGAUGCCAACCCUUUGGUUGAC